This is a messenger RNA of Brienomyrus brachyistius, 6341 nucleotides long. Its product is annotated as USP6 N-terminal-like protein. The record is from RefSeq and is a predicted model, not a curated record. Bases 454 to 2283 code for a protein of 609 amino acids. NCBI's taxonomy places the organism in Eukaryota, Metazoa, Chordata, Actinopteri, Osteoglossiformes, Mormyridae. The transcript has 14 exons.
CUUUUGUUCACUUUGUUACUGUAACGCUGACGUUUUUACUGGGCGUGCAAACGCCAUGGUCAGUCUUGAACCAGUGAUACGAAUAUUAUAAUUUUUACAUUAGACGGAUAUGGAUGACUAAUAUACAAAUAGCCAUAUUAGCCACAUUAAUGCUCUGGCGCGUUUACGCGGAGGCGGAUUACUGGCUGGGUAACUGAUAGUAAAGUUCCUCUGGUUGCCCAGUUGUCGAAUUAUCAUUGCAAGCUAACAGCUUAACUUCGGACACAGCAGUAUUUUCCAGUAUGUUCACGUUUACUGUUUAACGGACGAUGGUUUAACAAUGUGGCCCCUGGAGACCUCGCAUAUGGCAUAAGCGUGCUCCAAGUAAUUGUACAGAUAUAUUCUCGACUUAUGUGAUCUAAAACAUUGAAGUUGGACAUCGCUCGUUUAAUUUUGCGAUCGUAAUGAAUUGACAUGAAGAAGGACAUUGACACAUUAAUAGCAGAGGAACGUGCUGACAUCAUCUCGAGAUAUGAAAAGGGCAGACAGCAGGGGCUGCAGAUUGACGAGUGGGAAGAUGCGGACAGCGGCGUAUACAAGAUCAUGGAUCGCUUCGGCUUCUUGCACAAAGAGGAGCUUCCCAGCCCCAGUGCACUUGAGGAGAAGCAAAAACAACAAGAGAUUGAAAGGGUGGGAAAAUGGCUGAAAAUGGUGGCCAGCUGGGAUAAGUACCAAAGCAGCGACAAGAUGUCACGCCGGGUAUAUAAGGGGAUUCCCCUGAAAUGUCGGGGGAAGGUGUGGUGCCUCCUCUUGGAAGUCGACAAGGUCAAGAAUGCCCAUAUAGGAAAGUACAAGAACAUGAAGGAACAAGCCAGGCAUUACUCGACAGAGAUCAAACAGAUCGAUCUGGACAUCAAUAGGACAUUCCGAAACCACAUCAUGUUCAGGGACCGAUUCGGAGUGAUGCAGCAGUCUCUGUUCUGGGUGCUGGCGGCCUACUCUGUGUACAACCCGGAGGUGACGUACUGCCAAGGGAUGAGCCAGAUCGCCGCCAUCUUGCUGAUGUACAUGAAUGAGGAGGAUGCCUUUUGGGCACUCGCACAGCUGCUUAACAACCAGAAGCAUGCCAUGCACGGAUUCUUCAUUCCUGGAUUUCCCAAACUUCAGCGCUUUCAGGCACAUCACGACCAGAUAUUUUCCAAACUGAUCCCAAAGUUAAAGAAACAUUUGGACAAGGAGCAGAUGUCCUCCGGGAUAUACACCACCAAAUGGUUUCUGCAAUGUUUCAUCGAUAGGACCCCAUUCACUCUGACCCUGCGUUUAUGGGACAUCUAUAUUCUGGAAGGGGAGAAGGUUUUAACUGCCAUGGCUUACACCAUCUUAAAACUAUACAAAAAGAUUUUGCUGAAGAUGUCUCUGGAGGAGCUACGGGAGUUUCUGCAGGAGGACAUUGUGGAGUCCUUCAGCCUGGGGGACGAUGUCGUCAUUGAGCAUCUUCAAGCCUCAAUGGCCGAACUACGCAAAAUGAAGCUGGACCUUCCUCCUCCAGCGAGACACGAUGAGUUUCCGAAGAAUGCCCUUGGCCUCGAGUUACCCAUAGUGCUGAUGCCAGUCAAGCUGCCCCAGGUACCCAACAGCAAAUGCCCGCCCCCAGUGCUACAGCAGCCAAUGGGAGGGCCAGUCCUGACACAAUGGCAGGAGAGGACCCGUAAACCUCCGAGUGACAUUUUGGACUUCAGGACUGCCAAUGGGCAGGGCCCACUGUCAACAUUCUCCAUACAUCCACGAACCCCAGAAAAGCCAGAGCAUGGGUUGGAAGUUCAAGAAGCAGUGGAGCGUGCAAGUGGGGACUGGCCCCCCCCUUAUGAGCCCCCUGAGAAUGACAUCAUGGCUAUGCAGGCUGAGGAGGAGCCAAUGGACCUACCUAAUUUGCCACCACCCCCACCUCUGUGCAUGCAGGAGUCUGUUCGCACAGAACCGGAAUCACAGCCUUUACUGCCCCCCCACCAACCUAUGUCCCUGUGCCCAGCCGAGCCUUUGGACCUCCACCUGCAGGGGUCGAACUUUUCUUCCAGGUCCAGUCAGCUGCCUGUCAGGUUCCCAGUGACUCUAUCGGUGCCCCAGCCCCCCAGCCACAGACGGCCCUCCAACAUCUCGCAGUAUGACAAUCUCUCUGAAGGAGAGCGGGAGGUGGACCACUCUCCUGAUCAGCUGCUGGAGGAGACUGCUUUGCUACUCCAAAGUCUGUCUGCGGACCUCCAACCUAAGGAGAUGUCAGGGCCUUCCACAGCAGUGUCACCUUAAUUUUUCCCUCCUCCUCCCCCACCUGUGACCUUAAAUCCAGCAGCCCUGCUCGUUCCUCCAUCUGUCCUUUGCUGUCACCAUGUUCCAUGUAAUGCAGUAUAAUGGUGUAUGCAAGUGACCCUGCCUGGCUGAACCCUGUCUGCUCUGCCAAUCCUUGAGGUUUUGGACUGAAAGUAGAGCCUUUGGGAUGUAGCUGGUGCCAAUUAAGAGCUCUUGGAAUACCACAAGGAAAUGAGGUCCCUGCACUCUUCCAAGCAGACAGGCAGUGGUAGCUGCUUGGCAUUUUUGAGCCAGUUGCUGCAUCCAUUGACCUGUUCAGCUGUGACCUUAGGACAAAUGCUGAGGGCUUCUGUUCCUCCAAGCCAGGAAUCUACCCCGACUCACCCAACUGGUGAUUCCAGACUGGUGAUAUAGCACAGCUGGUAUCCAUGAAACAUAAGCGGCUCUAUCCCAAGUGUUUAUAUCAGAAUGUAGCAGUUUGAUAAAUGCACCACUUUUUCAUUUCAUCUAUAUGAAAUAACCUUGUUCUUCUAUAGUCCUGCCUUUGAUUAUAUAGUACUUUUAUUGUUUAUGCAAUCUGUAUGGCAGAAACACCAGAGAGCUGAUAUCAAUGCCACCAGCAAUACAAGGAUGGCUGAGCUGUUUAAUUUGUAAAUAAGGAUUUAACAAUCAUUCUGAAGUGACUAGUUUUGUUAGAUUUUGCCAAGCAGCUCUGAAUCUUUCCUGGGUUUUAAUUCCUUUGCCUGUACCCCAUUUUCUGACAUUCAAGCCUGUCAAUUUGGUUCUAUUUAUCAGUUAAAGGCUUCUACCUACUGAUAUUCAUGAUGGUCUUAAAAUAGGAUUCAGUUGCAUUUUAUUUAUUUAUUUUUUAAUCUUCUUGUGAUAUUUGGUGUUUUGUAGAAUUUAUUGUGAUUUGUAUACCUUUGAAACAUUUACAUGUUCUGUAUUAUGUGCAGGGGCGGCAUGGUGGUGCAGUGGUUAGCACUGUUGCCUCACACCUCUGGGACCCAGGUUCGAGUCUCUGCCUGGGUCAUAUGUGUGCGGAGUUUGCAUGUUCUCCCCAUGUCGUCGUGGGGUUUUCCAUCCAUCAUCCAACCGCCCAUCCUGAACAGGAUCAUGUGUUAAUACAGUAUUUAUGUUAACUUUGAAUAUCUUCUAGAGAGUUGUACAGUGAACUGAGUUUUGUGGUGGGAUACAGGUGGGGAGUGCUUACUCCAUAAGGAGAGGAAAGCAAACAGUGUUUCAAGUUAGCAGGGAAGCAGGUAGGAUGGUCUCAAUGGAUGUAGGAGACUUCAGAAGAUGCACAUAAUAUAAUAUAAUAUAAUGUAAUGUGGGAGCGGUAUGGUGGUGCAGUGGUUAGCACUUCUCACACCUCUGGGACCCGGGUUCGAAUCUCCGCCUGGGUUACAUGUGUGCGGAGUUUGCAUGUUCUCCCCAUGUCCUUGUGGGGUUUCCUCCGGGUACUCCGGUUUUCCCCCACAGUCCAAAAACAUGCUGAGGCUAAUUGGAGUUGCUAAAUUGCCCGUAGGUGUGAAUGGUGUGUGAGUGUGCCCUGCGAUGGGCUGGCCCCCUAUCUAGGGUUGUUCCCUGCUUCGUGCCCAUUGCUUCCAGGAUAGGCUCCGGACCCCCCGCGACCCAGUAGGAUAAGUGGUUUGGAAAAUGAAUGGAUGUAUUAUGUGCUGUUUUGUGAUUUUUAAUAUUUGUACAAAAAUCUUUGCAAGUAGAAUUGUGUACAUUUGUUGGAAAUGUUAAAAAUGCAGUAUGUAAAUGAAAACAUUGAACAGUAAUAAUCAGCCAGUCAAAAUGUAUGAAUUACGAACUCCUGGGCAUACCACUAAUUAUGCAUUCUUGCUUCCUUUAACAAUUCCUUCUGGCAUAUUUAACGGUAAUAAGACGUUUUUUACAUGGCUUAUGGUUCGUUAUCUCCCCCUAGUGCACAGUUAGGGAAUAGCACAUAAUUUAAUAUACUGUAAAACCUCGGAUUCCGAGCAUAAUUCGUUCCGGAAACGUGGUAAUCCAAAGCACUCGUAUAUCAAAGCGAAUUUUCCCAUUAGAAAUAACAAAAACUCAGAUGAUUCGUUCCACAACCCAAAAAUAUUCAUAUAAAAAUGAUUAAUACUAAAUAUAAUAAAAAUACAUAAAACAAAUUAACCUACACUUUAUCUUUGAAAAGAAUCGUGGAUGGUGUGAAGGAGAAGAGAGUGAGGAGAAGAGGAGGGUUAUUUUGUUGGACGACUUUCACUAUAACUAACGUAAUCACUGCUAUCUGUUGGCUCAUUGGAAUCUUUUUCUUUUUGUGCGACUAUAACAAGGACCCUAUCCAAUGACAGCCGCAAUUGCCUCCUUUUUGAUUUUGUGGAAAUGUGGACAUUACAUUGUCGUUAAACAGAUUCAUCACUCGCACUGCUACGCUCUUAUUCCUGUGGUGCUUUUCUGCUAAGCUUUGACUAUACGAGUGAGGCACGCCGACUGAGACCGAGCCUGGGAGAUGAUUACCCACAAUCCUACAGCGAGAGAGAGAGAGUGAUCAUGUGACGCUCGGCAGACAAAGUAUAUAAAUAAUACUCGUAUUGCAAGACCUCGCUUAUUUAUCAAGUUAAAAUUUAUUAAAACAUUUUGCUCGUCUUGCAAAACACUCGCAAACCAAGUUACUCGCAAUCCGAAGUUUGACUGUAUUUACCUGUUUACCAUCUCAGUAUGGAUUUUGUGUGGCUGUUAAUACUCUCCCUUUUGUAUGAAGAUGAAUUUCUGUGCUUCAGUAAUUAUUUUUCUUUCUCAAAUGUGCCUUAAAUUAUAAGCUGUUAUAAACUGGAACGUAGUAGUGUAUUGACGUCACCCAUCUGAAACAUUAUAAUUGUCUGUUUUGCAUGUAAGAGCGUAUAUAAUGAGGAGUUGUGGGUGUACCAGGCAAUGAUGAUACAUAAAGGCUCAGGAAACAUACUCUGGGUUAGUUAGUAGCAGGGAUAGCGUAGAGCUUUAAGGUGCUACAAAGAGAUCAGAUACAUUAAAGCCUUACAGUGUUUGCACUAUUUUGUACUUUUGUAAUAUUCUCAGUAUUCGCAAAGGUUUAGUCUCGCAUGGUUUGUAUUUUACUUUGAUGCACUGCGCCUUGUUAAAUAGUUGGAAAUCCCACUGUAGAUUCAAGUAAAAUGAGUUUUGAGUUGAAAUUGGAGAAAAUGUGUCAGAAUCAAAUGUGUGAGCUUUUUUUUCUUUAUUUUUACCAAUUUCAUAAGUAACAUUAUUACAGGGUGAACCAUUGCACUACACAGUUAAUUAAAAAUGCUUUGCACUUUCACAAGGCCUCUGUAUGUAACCACAAAAGCUGAUUAACAGCUUUUCAUAAGAAGAGUUACACUAUUAAUACAAGUGCAUGGUCUAGUGCUUAACAGGUACAACCAAAAAGCUAGGCUCACGCUUCAGCACGCUGCUUAAACUGAGUAUUAUGUUUCACCCCUGUCCACAUCACACACACAUUUUAUGAACAGAGAAAGCAUCGGGCUUUGCAUACCACUUCUGACAAUCGCAUCAAUGAGUUUAACCUGCACUAUAGAGGGUACUUAUUGUGUAACAGAGACAAUAAUUAAUGUAAUGUUAAUGGGCAGUGUGAUGUUUAUUUGUUUCUUUUUAAAAGCCUUACCAUGAAUCAGGAAACCAGUUGAUUUCUGUAGUCCCCCCCAACUCCUAAAUCACCAGGAUAACAUUAUGGUCUGCCAGAAAGACACAGGUAAGAUAUUUUUUUGUAGUGUUCUGUUUUUUAUGUUAAUUGAAUCUUGAGAAAAAUUAAACAUAUUUAAAACAUUUUAAUCGCAAACCUAGAUAUUCAUAUGAUUUUAACGUUGUUCUCUUGUACUCAUGUUUCUUGGAUGAAGAUGCUUUAAAUGACCUAUUGUUAACUCCAGUCGAUGGAUUUCACAAUUACCCUUCAUGCCCACAAUGAAGGUGUAUUUCUGUAAUUAUUAGUAAAUAUAACAGAGUACCUACUUUUGAAAGUAGGGCAGACCAGGUGUACAGACAGGUUUUCUCAAACAUAUAAGAAUAAAGAUUUAUUACUGUCUGCA